AUGUUGUCAGAGUUGCCAAAGUAUUAUGGUGGAGAGUCGAUUCCAAGUGCCACAGGCAACGAUGACAGCGACGCCACUACCAACCACGUCAAUGGCUAUGGCAUCGAAGGCAACGAGUUCAGUAGCCAGCUGGACACUCCGAGUGAACAAAACACGGCCUCUAUCGAGCCGGUUGCCAUCUGCGGGAUGGGUAUGCGUCUGCCUGGAGGCGUUACCGACCCUGACGCCUUCUGGGACAUGCUUGUGAAUAAACGCGACGGACGUUGUUCAGUACCCAAAGACCGCUACAAUGUCCAGGCGUGGUACGCACCGGACAAAAAGAGACAUGUGCCUAGCGAGUAUGGCUAUUUUCUCGACAGCAACAUCAACCUCAAAAACGUGGACGCUUCCUUCUGGUCUAUGACUAAGAAAGAAUUGGAGAACUUGGACCCACAGCAACGGUUAGCCCUCGAGGUGGUGUAUGAAACCUUCCAGAGCGCGGGCCAGAAGCCGUCGGAGCUCCGGGGAAGGAAGAUUGGCGUCUGGGUUGGCAGCUUUGGUGGAGACCGGGCUGAGCUGGAUGCCCGCGAUCCACAAACCGUUCAUCCCUACAAUCUACUCAAUGGCUUCGACUUCAUGCCUGCAGAUCGGAUUCACUACGAAUUUGGAUUGAUGGGGCCGAGUGUUACUGUUCGGACAGCGUGCAGCUCCUCGCUAUUGGGACUACAUCAAGCUUGCCAUGCCCUGUUUCAUGGCGACUGCGAAGCAGCUAUAGUGGCGGGUACCAGUAUUAUAUGCUCCCCCACUCUAACCGUUACAAUGAACGAACACAACGUUCUAUCACCAUCGGGAACAUGCAAAACAUUUGAUGCUGAGGCAGACGGUUUUGUGCGCGGAGAAGCCGUGGUAGCUGUAUACGUCAAGAGACUCCGUGAUGCGGUUCGCGACGGGGAUCCAAUCCGUUCGGUGGUCCUUUCCACAGCCAGUAACUCUAGCGGGAAGUCUUCCACCAUGACGGCUCCGAAUCCAGUAGCUCAGGAAGAUUUGAUCCGGAGAGCUCACGAGCUAGCUGGUAUCAAUGACUAUUCCAAAACAGCAAUGAUGGAAUGUCACGGUACAGGGACGCCUGUGGGCGACCCUAUUGAGGCCAACGCGGUGGGCCGCGUCUUCGAAAACCACGGAGGCAUCUAUAUUGGCUCUGUGAAGACCAAUAUUGGGCACGUUGAAGGCGCAGCUGGCCUUGCGAGUGUUUUAAAGAUGACGCUUGCUCUCGAGAACGACACAAUUCCUCCAAAUGUCAACUUCCAAUCCCCCAACCCCAAGAUUCUAUUUGAUCGCUUCAAGCUCAAAGUUCCUACAGAGCCCACUCCUUGGCCCGAAGGGAGAGAUAAAGUCAUUGGCGUCGGCUCAUAUGGAGUAGGCGGAUCUAAUGCCUACGCACUUCUUUCCUCAGCUGGUCACCUUGGUAUUCGAGGCAGAGACACGGGGAGAAAUACAAAUCUGCCUGUCGCGUCAAUCUCUGGUGCAGAGUCUCCUAAGCUUCUUCUUUUCUCCGCCAAGCAUCCCCAGGCGCUCGAGAAGAUGGUAAACCGCCAUCAGGCCUACUGCUUAGCCCACCCUGGCCGACUGGGCAGCAUGGCGUAUACACUAGCUAUGAAACGGGAGACACUAGGCCACCGUGCUUGUUGCGUAGCCAAUGGCAUUGAUGACUGGGAAACUCUCAAGUCGACUCGUCACGGUCUGGAUGAGACGGCCCAGCUGGUCUUCAUCUUCACUGGGCAGGGCGCACAGUGGGCUCAGAUGGGGAAGUCUCUGAUACAGGACAUCUCCUCGUUCGAGAAGUCAAUAGCGGUCAUGGAUAACAUACUACAGGAGCUACCAGAUGCUCCGGAUUGGAAGUUGAAAGACCAGAUCCUAGCACCAAAGAAGGUUUCUAUGAUCAACGACGCACAAAUCUCGCAGGCUUGCUGCACAGCUCUCCAAGUGGCUCUCGUCGAUAUUCUGGAAACAUACAAUAUCAAGCCGAGGGCGGUGCUAGGUCAUUCCUCAGGCGAAAUCUCGGCGGCAUACGCUAGCGGAGCAAUCACCCAGCGCGAGGCUAUCAUCAUCGCGUACUAUCGUGGAAAGGUCUUGGGGGCUGUAGAAGGCUCUGUCGGCGGCAUGGCCGCUAUCGGUCUGGGAAAGGCGCAAGUCACACCAUACCUUCGACCCGGCGUGCUUGUUGGAUGCGAAAACAGUCCCAACAGCAUUACACUCACCGGAGACAAGAACGCGCUCGACUUAGUCGUUCAGGAUAUAAAGAAAGCUUACCCAGAAGUGCUUGCCAGGGCCCUGCAGGUAGACAGGGCCUAUCACUCCCAUCACAUGCAAAGCGUGGCUUUACGAUACCUUGAGCUUCUCCGGCCAUACGUGAAGCCCCGUGACCCAAGAACACUGUUCAUAUCAAGCGUUGGGAACAACGUUAUCUCUAAGGGAGCUGAUCUUGGUCCUGCUUACUGGGUUCAAAAUUUGGUGUCGCCUGUCCUUUUCAGUGGAGCUGUAAGUACGACAAUACAAGCACUGAAAUCGGAAAAGGUCUUCCUUGAGAUUGGCCCGCACUCUGCACUAGCGGGUCCCAUUCGUCAGAUCAUGGGGGCUGAGAAAAUCAACGCCGAGUACAUCAAUGUCCUCACCCGCGGCCGGGAUUCGCACCAGGAGCUACUCCGUGCUGUUGGUGAGCUGUGGCUGCAUGACCAGCCUGUGGCCUUGAACCGCGUCAUCAAGAAGGGGGAAGUACUUACAGACCUCCCACUAUAUCCUUGGCACUACGAAGAACCGCUAUGGCACGAGUCUAGACUCUCCGAAGAGUACCGUUUUCGUAGAUUCCGGCACCAUGAACUCCUUGGCAGUAGGAUUUCGGAGAGUACAAGCGCUAAUCCUGCUUGGCGAAACGUGUUACGUCUCGAGGAUGUGCCUUGGAUCGCAGAACACGAGAUUGAGGGCAGCAUCAUUGUUCCAGGUGUCUCAUACUUAUUAAUGGCUGGUGAGGCUGUUCGACAGCUCACGGACGAAGUCAGCUUCACCUGCAAGCAAGUAAAUUUCAAUGCUGCGAUGCUCAUGAACUAUGAGAGCCAGACAGAAGUUAUUACUCAGCUUACUAGGAUUGGCCUAACCGACUCGGUAGACUCAGAUUGGUACGAUUUCACUAUCUCGACCCACCGCGAUGGGAGUUGGGUGAAGCAUGCAUCUGGAAAAGUCCGUGGCGGCGGCGAAGGGGUAGACAGCAGCGUGGAAAUGCCCGGCGCUGGGGUCAGUCGCAGCAACUUUGCAAGGGUGUGCUCUUCCGUUUCCUGGUAUCGCAAGUUUAGAUCUCUCGGUCUAGAGUAUGGUCCCCGCUUUAGUGGCAUGGACGUCACUGCCGACCCCUUGACGCCGAAGGUCGAGGCGACCAUGAAACUUGUCCUACUUUCGGGAGAGGAAAGGUACUACUCUAUACACCCAGGAGUCUUGGAUCGUCUCGUACAAAGCUUGUACAUAGCCGCUGCACACGGCCUGACGAGAAAUUGCAAUACGCUAGCCCUCGUUGGUUAUGUUGACGAGUUCACCUUGACCCCUCCCCCAGCGCGAGCCGAAGAGUUAAGCUUGCUGGCCGAGGUUACGGAACAGAGACCUGGGUCGUUUUUCGGCAGUGUUUCUGCAUCCGUCGAUGGUCGAAACGCAGUCGUGAGCUCCAAGGGCUGGCAACUGUCUAGGAUCAGCGAGUUCAGUGAGAAAAAUACGAAUCUGAACCCCCACGGAGCUGCCCAGCUAGAGUGGCGCGAAGACAUUGAAUUCAUCGAUCCCGCAUCUGUCAUCUUCCCAGCCAUAAACGCCGACAAAGCAGAGCUAUAUCGGCUUCUGGAUCGGUAUAAUGUGCUGUCUAUGGCGCGCACCCUCGACAACGUACGCUGUUCUCCUGAACCAUGUCGACAUCACCUUAGCAAAUAUCGAAAAUGGCUUGAGCACGCGGUCAGUGGUUUCGCCUCUGGGUCACUCAAGUGCCCCGGCGUCCCGGACGCUGCCAAACUCGUCACCAUGACCGCAGAGUCGCGGGAUGAGCUGCUUUCAUCCCUCUUCAAUCAGCUACAAGGAACCAAGGUUCAUGCCCCAGCAACCGCUAUCAAGCGUGUUAGCUCCAGCUGCGAAGGUGUCUUUAAUGGUGAUACCAAUGAGCUUGAGCUCCUCCUAGCGGAUGGCGUCUUGCAACAUGUAUACGACUGCCUGCUUUUGGACACAGAUUCAUCGGCAUUCUUGUCAUUGAUCGGACAUAAGAAGCCGAAUCUUCGAGUGCUAGAAAUCGGGGCUGGAACUGGGGGCGCAACCGCCAGUACCCUUCGAAGCUUGACAUCAGAACAUGGGAAGAGAUUCUACCAGUCUUACACAUACACAGACAUAUCUCCUGGCUUCUUCGCUGAUGCGAGGGAGAGAUUCAAGGACUAUUCAGGACUGCAGUUCGCUUUGCUUGACAUCAGCAAAGAUCCUCUAGAACAAGGUUUCAAGGCCGCAUCCUAUGACCUCGUCAUUGCGUGGAACGUGAUACACGCUACGCCUAAGCUGAGUGAGUCAUUGAAAAACAUAAGAAAGUUGAUACACCCUCAGGGAUGGCUCCUUCUGCAAGAGAUCGCUCCCGUGACGCCGUGGAUCAAUCACUGUUUCGGAGUCAUACCAGGCUGGUGGCUCGGUGAGGCAGAUGGCCGCGUCUCCGCACCCCACGUCAGCUGGGAACGCUGGAAAAAGGAGCUUUCGGAGUCUGGAUUUGUUGAUACAACAAAUUCUUUCGACAGCUACACAAACAACAAUAUCGUUUCUCGACCAGCGUCCAGCCUAUACCGUCCAAAACGGGUAACGCUCCUGAAACACGCUGGUCAAGAAGUCCAAUACAUCCGUGCUAGUCUACAGGCGGCUGCAUAUAAGGUCGACGAAUAUGUCCUGGAGGACUUGACGGCAAGGCUAGCUCCAGGCCAAGACGUCAUCUCAACUCUGGACAUGUCAUAUCCCUUCCUUUCUAGUUUAUCUGAGGAAAGUUACGUUCAUCUUCAACGGUUUAUCAAAGCCGCCUGCAAUGAACAAUGUGGUAUCCUCUGGAUCACAGGCCCAUGCCAAGUCGGCGAAACAAUCAAGCCAGAGUAUGCGCCGAUACUAGGCCUCGCCCGCGCCCUACGAACGGAGCUAGGGCUCGAUCUUGCUACCUUCGAAAUGGACAGCUUAUCCAUGACGAGAGCGGCCGAAAUCAUCCAGAAAGUGUACGGCGAGUUUGAGAAGCGUAUCUCGGAUGAGGCCGACGCAAAUCCCGAGUUCGAGUGGGCGUAUGUAGAAGGAAAGGUCUUUGUCGGUCGCUAUCACUACAUGAAAGUCGCGCAAGAAUCUCAAGUGCUGCCGGAAAGCAUGACUGUGCGCAAGUUGGAGCAGCGGAAGCCGGGCUUCACCGACACACUCUGCUGGAAGCCGCUCCCUGCUACAGCACUUCAGAAAGGAGAAGUUAGGGUCGAUGUAAAGGCUAUCGGAAUGAACUACAAGGAUGUACUCAUUGCGCAAGGUGUCAUAACUGACAUGGCCGCCAUCGACGCCGGAUUCGGCCUGGAAUGUUCUGGCGUGGUCUCAGAAGCAGGGCCGGGUGUCGAUAAGGUGAAGGCGGGCGAUCGAGUCGCCGUUAUAUCGAGCGGUUCUUUCACGAACAACAAAAUUGUGUCGCAAGAUUUGUGCUGCAAGAUACCGAACAGGAUGAGCUUUGAGGAGGCUGCUGGCAUCCCCGUUGCUUACUGCACCGCGUUCCAUUCGAUAUUCAACUUGGGCAAGGCCAGCAAAGGAAUGAGUAUCCUCAUACACUCAGCGACUGGAGGGUUGGGUAUGGCGGCGCUCCAACUCGCCCAGACACUGGAAGCCGAUAUCUAUUGUACUGUCGGUAACCAAAGCAAGAGAGAUUUCCUCGUCAAAGAAUGCAAAAUUCCUCCGGAGCAUAUCUUCAACUCCCGCGACUCAUCCUUCUUAGCGAAGAUCAUGGCAGUUACACAAGGGCGUGGUGUUGACCUCGUUCUCAACCAGCUUUCGGGAGAGCUGCUCCAUGCGUCUUGGCAGUGCGUAGCAGAAUUCGGUACAUUCGUCGAACUCGGCCGCAGGGACUUCCUUGGACAUGCGAAGCUGGCAAUGGAACGAUUCGAAUCGAAUCGGACCUUUGUUGGUGUCGACUUGACGCACGUGUGGGUCCGGAAGCCGCGAAUCAUUGGGGCUAUCCUGGAACGGGUGGUUCACUUAUGGACUCAGGGUCAUGUCAAGCCUUGGAUAGCUUCCACCUUCUCAGCCGCUCAGAUUUCUCAGCCUUUUCGACUAAUGCAGAAGAGUCAACAUAUAGGCAAACUCGUUGUCACAAUGCCGGAAGACGCUAGUCUACAAGCGCUCCCUUCUGAGCCCAUCUACAAGACGCUUAAGCUGCGGCAUGAUCGGUCAUAUCUCUUUACUGGUGGUCUCGGCUCCCUGGGUAUUGGUAUAGCUACAUGGCUUGUCGAAAAGGGGGCUAGUGAGAUCAUAUUCUUGUCGCGCUCUGCAGGCUCUUUGCAAAAACAUGACCGGUUCGCCAAGGAGCUUGCGGCAUUGGGGUGCAAGGCGACGAUUGUGUCCGGUGACGUUGCCAAGUACGACGAUGUUGCGAGGGCUAUUGAUACAGCCAUGAUGCCAGUAGGAGGCGUGUUACACGCUGCCAUGGUUCUUCGGGAUAGCAGCUUCCUCACUAUGAGUUGGGCCGAUUGGCUCAUGGCAUCACAACCCAAGAUCGACGGAACCAGGAACAUCCAUGAGGCGCUAUUGAGGCAGCAGCCCGAAGUCAAGGUUGACUUCUUCUUCUUCUUCAGCUCUACUGCCACCACAGGUGGUUGGUGGGGACAGGCUAAUUAUCAUGCCGGUAACGCGUACAUGGAGUCUUUCGCUGCUUACAGGCGCCACCUAGGAUUGGCUGCUAGUGUGCUAAACGUCGGUUUCAUCAGCGAUGUCGGUUACGUAGCUGAUCGGCCUGGGGCGACCGACUCCGCUAAGGCGACAGGCCAAUGGUUCAACACGGAAGUUGAGCUUCUAGAUUGUAUCGAACGCUUGUUGAUGGAACUGUCAACUGGCACCGAAACCCCAACGCCUUCUUUCCGGGUACAAACGUGUCUACUGGCCAUGGGAAUGAGGUCUACUAUACCGUUAACUUCGAAAAGCUGCCGUGUUCCCUGGAAGAAGGAUCGCCGUAUGCUGGCCUUGCGCAGCCUAGAGUCAGAUGACUCUGAGGGACCCUCGGGCUCAGAUUUGAUGUCCAACGAGGAGCUCAACAGCGCGAUUCGGGAGCUCAGGUCUAACAUUGUCUCACUUCAGUCAGACGAGACGACGGCGUUCCUAGCUACGCAUAUCGGAAAAACGCUCUGUAGAUUCCUGCUAAAACCAGACACAGACAUCGACCUUCAUGCUCGACUCGCAGAUAUUGGGAUGGACUCGUUGGUAAGCAUAGAGGUAAGGGCUUGGAUUAGGCAGUGGAUGGGUGUAGACUUGGCCACGCUUGAGAUCACAAGUUCGGAAAAUUUAUGGAAGCUUGCUGUUGCAGUACAACAGAGAAUGAUUUUCAAGUACAACUCUAAGACAUAA
Molecule: messenger RNA, 7608 nt
Organism: Colletotrichum spaethianum
Lineage: Eukaryota; Fungi; Ascomycota; Sordariomycetes; Glomerellales; Glomerellaceae
Product: highly reducing polyketide synthase gloL
Exons: 4
Coding region: 1-7608 (2535 amino acids)
Biological process (GO): secondary metabolite biosynthetic process; fatty acid biosynthetic process
Molecular function (GO): oxidoreductase activity; fatty acid synthase activity; phosphopantetheine binding
Source: RefSeq, a predicted model, not a curated record